CGGCAUGUUUAACAAAUUGUCAGUAAGAUGAAGGCAGAAGAACAAACAAGGACUUUGUUUGGGAUUACAUUAACAGAUAAACCAAAAUGGCAACAAUUUUUCAUUUGCUCUUCUGGGUUUUUCUUUGGGUAUCUUAUUAAUGGCAUUUGUGAGGAAUAUGUAUAUAACAGGCUGCAAUUCAGCUACGGAUGGUAUUUCACCUUUGUUCAAGGCUUUGUAUACUUGACACUCCUACGCUUCCAAGGAUUCACCCCCGAGCAGAUGGUGAACCCAUGGAACAUGUAUAUUAAGCUCUCUGCGGUGCUUAUGGGCUCUCAUGGGCUAACCAAAGGGUCUUUGGCUUAUCUCAAUUAUCCUGCACAAUUAAUGUUCAAAUCAACAAAGGUUCUACCUGUUAUGAUCAUGGGUGCCUUCAUUCCCGGGUUGAGAAGGAAGUACCCGCCACGAGAAUACUUUUCUGCUGUUCUAUUAGUUAUUGGCUUGAUACUCUUUACCUUGGCAGAUGCAAACACGUCUCCAAAUUUUAGCGUUAUAGGCGUUGUGAUGGUUUCUGGAGCUUUAAUCAUGGACUCCUUUUUGGGUAAUUUGCAAGAAGCAAUUUUUACCGUUAAUCGUGAUACUACUCAGAUGGAAAUGCUAUUUUGCUCGACAGUUGUGGGAACACCUUUAUUGAUUCCACCAAUGAUUAUGACAGGAGAAUUGUUCAGAGCAUGGAAUUCAUGUUCUGAACAUCCUUAUGUAUAUGGGGUCUUGGUUUUUGAAGCUGUCGCAACAUUUGUCGGUCAAGUAUCUGUUCUAUCACUCAUUGCGAUUUUCGGGGCUGCAACCACAGCUUUGGUAACAACAGCAAGAAAGGCAGUAACAUUAUUGUUAUCUUAUAUUAUAUUUACAAAACCCAUGUCUGAACAACAUGCGGUUGGGCUGUUACUCAUAGCCGUGGGGAUAAUAAUGAAGAUGUUGCCAGAUCACAAGUUUCCCCAGAAGCUUAAACUGUCAGAUGUCUUUGUAAAACAAGUAAAAUCCUUUCCUAAAGAGGAAAGAAAUGAGGAAACUAAUGAUGAAAGGAGACCAAUGGUGUAAAAGGCUCUCGGUUUUUUCCAUUUUUCUAAUUUUUUUUUUGUUUUAGAUUCAGCAGAAAGAGGUUUCGGUAGGGUUGUAAGCUUGUAAUGUGGAAUGUAUGUUGGUUUUCAAUCUUGAUGUUUAUGUUUAUUUGAAUCCAUAGU
Molecule: messenger RNA, 1223 nt
Organism: Erigeron canadensis
Lineage: Eukaryota; Viridiplantae; Streptophyta; Magnoliopsida; Asterales; Asteraceae
Product: UDP-galactose/UDP-glucose transporter 2-like
Exons: 7
Coding region: 28-1080 (350 amino acids)
Biological process (GO): transmembrane transport
Cellular component (GO): Golgi membrane; endoplasmic reticulum membrane
Molecular function (GO): transmembrane transporter activity
Source: RefSeq, a predicted model, not a curated record